CCUGCAUCACUGAGCUAACAGCCUGCGAAUUAUAUAGAGAGAAGAGAGAAAGUUAUAGAGAGAGAACUCAAAGAGGGGAAACAAUGGAGGGGAAAGAAGAGGAUGUGAAGUUGGGAGCCAACAAGUUCUCAGAGAGGCAGCCAAUUGGGACCUCAGCACAGACAGACAAAGACUACAAGGAGCCACCACCAGCUCCUCUCUUUGAGCCUGGUGAGCUUCAGUCAUGGUCCUUCUGGAGGGCUGGAAUUGCAGAGUUCGUGGCCACAUUCCUAUUCCUCUACAUCACUGUUCUCACUGUCAUGGGUGUAAGCAGAGCCCCCAACAAGUGCGCUUCUGUGGGUAUUCAAGGCAUUGCUUGGGCUUUUGGUGGCAUGAUCUUUGCCCUUGUUUACUGCACUGCUGGAAUCUCAGGUGGUCACAUUAACCCAGCAGUGACAUUUGGUCUCUUCCUGGCAAGGAAACUGUCCCUGACCAGAGCAAUUUUCUACAUAAUCAUGCAAUGUCUGGGAGCGAUCUGUGGGGCUGGAGUGGUGAAAGGUUUUCAGCCAUCACAGUAUCAGUUGAGGGGUGGUGGUGCAAACAUUGUGAGCCCUGGCUACACCAAGGGCGAUGGCCUUGGUGCUGAGAUUAUUGGUACUUUUGUUCUGGUCUACACCGUUUUCUCCGCAACUGAUGCCAAGAGAAGUGCCAGAGACUCCCAUGUCCCUAUAUUGGCACCACUCCCAAUUGGGUUUGCUGUGUUCUUGGUUCAUUUGGCAACCAUCCCAAUCACUGGAACUGGCAUCAACCCUGCCAGAAGCCUUGGUGCUGCCAUCAUCUACAACAAGGACCAUGCAUGGGACGACCAGUGGAUCUUCUGGGUUGGCCCUUUCAUUGGUGCUGCUCUUGCCGCACUUUACCACCAGCUAAUCAUCAGAGCCAUCCCGUUCAAGAGCAGAGGCUGAUCGAAGAUCCUUGUUGGGCAGAUACUUGAUCUAUUGACGCGAUACUUUUGGCAGUUCUUUUUAAACAUAUAGUUUUGAGUCUUGUGUUUCUAAUGGCCAUUACGGGUGAGUUAUUUGAGGUGUUAAACUGAUUGUGUGUAUAAAUUAUGAUCUGGUUUGUUGCUAUGAGUAGCUUUUGUGCAUGCUAGAUUCCGUCGAUAUGCUGCGUCGUUGUUGAUUUUUUUUUCUCUUGAUUCAUUGAAGAAGUUUUAUGGAUAUUUGCAGUCAUAUUUUGUUUGUGCA
Tripterygium wilfordii is the source of this 1226-nucleotide messenger RNA. Its product is annotated as aquaporin PIP1-3. Gene Ontology annotation, biological process: response to water deprivation; transmembrane transport. NCBI's taxonomy places the organism in Eukaryota, Viridiplantae, Streptophyta, Magnoliopsida, Celastrales, Celastraceae. The transcript is spliced from 4 exons. The record is from RefSeq and is a predicted model, not a curated record. The coding region runs from base 84 to 944 and encodes 286 amino acids. Gene Ontology annotation, molecular function: water channel activity. Gene Ontology annotation, cellular component: plasma membrane; plasmodesma; vacuole.